Molecule: messenger RNA, 1063 nt
Organism: Symbiodinium sp. CCMP2456
Lineage: Eukaryota; Dinophyceae; Suessiales; Symbiodiniaceae
Source: the annotation of a GenBank genome assembly
GCUCUCUUCUGCCUUCACCUCUCUGAAUGAAAAUAUCAACCAGCCGGUGAAGGCCGUGAGCGCCGGGCAGCGAGUCUUUGAGAUCCUUGACCUGGAGCCAGACAUCCCGGAGGAGGAAGGCGAGGCUUUCCCUGAGGAGUCGAAGCAGGUGGGCAUUCGCUUCGAGAACGUGGAGUACGCGUACCUGUCAAGACCGGACAAGAAGGUCCUGGCUGGUGUGACCCUGGAUAUACGUGCUGGAAAGACAACAGCAGUUGUCGGCAAGAGUGGGUGUGGAAAGUCCACCCUGAGCAAGCUGGUGCUGCGUUUCUAUGAUCCGCAGGGCGGCGCGGUUUUCCUGAAUGCCACGGAGCUGCAACGCAUGCACCUCCGGCAGUACCGCAACAAAGUUGGUGUGGUGUCGCAGGACACGCAGCUGUUCCGGAUGACAGUGACAGAGAACAUCACAUAUGGUCUCCGAGCGACGGAGUACACCAUGGAGGAUGUGGAGCGAGCAGCCAAGCUUGCAAACGCGGACGAGUUCAUCCGGGCACUGCCGGAAGGGUACAGCACGAUGGUUGGUGAGAGCGGCCACGACUUGAGCGGCGGCCAGAAGCAGCGGCUGAGCAUCGCCCGGGCUUUGGUUCGCAGGCCACGCAUCCUCCUCCUUGACGAGGCUACCUCGGCGCUCGAUGCCGAAAACGAGGCCAUGGUGCAGGCCGCCUUGGACUCCCUGAUGCAGCAGAUGCAGGGAAGCUGUACCAUCAUGGUCAUUGCUCACCGCCUCUCUACCAUCAAGGAUGCCGACCGCAUCAUCGUCCUCCAUGAAGGCGAAGUCGUUGAGCAGGGCACACACGACGAACUGGUGCAGAUCAAGGAGGGCCGAUAUGCCACCAUGAUCGCCAGGCAGCUGCAAGGUGGUGCAGCAGACGGCGACGAAGAGAGCAAAGGGAAUGAGAAGAAGGUGGAGGAUGCCGUUGCUGAGAUCAUGGCCAUCCUUGAGUUAGUGAAGGAGGACCAGCGCAAAGACGUGAUGAUGGGAAUCAUGAAAAAGGCGAAGGGUGCUGGCAAAGGCAAAGCCUGA